This is a messenger RNA of Amphiprion ocellaris (clown anemonefish), 1056 nucleotides long. RefSeq names its product apolipoprotein Db (gene apodb). The coding region runs from base 239 to 790 and encodes 183 amino acids. Gene Ontology annotation, molecular function: lipid binding. Gene Ontology annotation, biological process: lipid transport; tissue regeneration; brain development. The record is from RefSeq and is a predicted model, not a curated record. The transcript has 5 exons. NCBI's taxonomy places the organism in Eukaryota, Metazoa, Chordata, Actinopteri, Pomacentridae.
CAAUUAGCUAACGAGCUGCCGCGUGACGUAACGUGAACGCGCGAGUCCGUGUCGUUGCUGAGAGCUCGAGACGCUCAGAGCAUCCAGAAAGCUUCACCUGAGACCUUGAGCCAGCUCAGUUUUCAGCUGCAGCCAAAGCAGCAAAGUGCAUCACUGAAGGCUUCAUACUUCAACAGCAGCAUCACCAAUCACCUGUGAACAGGCGGGCUUUAAUCCCUGUGCUCCUCCUGAAGGAACCAUGUCUGCCGUCUACCUCCUCGUCCUGCUACUGCCUCUGAUCUCAGCUCAGACGUAUCACUGGGGUCCCUGUCCGACUCCGAAGGUUCAGCCCAGCUUCAACCUCCAACAGUACCUGGGCAGGUGGUACGAGAUCGAGAAGCUUCCUGCUUCUUUUGAGAGAGGAAAAUGCAUCGAGGCGAACUACGCCGUGAGAAGAGACGGAACUAUCCGGGUGCUGAACUCUCAGUUCUAUAAAAACAAGACGAGGGUAGCAGAAGGAACAGCAGUGAUUCAUGAUAUGCGAGAACCGGCCAAAUUCGGAGUCAGCUUCUCAUACUUUACCCCCUACAGUCCAUACUGGGUUCUGACCACCGACUACACCAGCGUGGCCGUCGUCUACUCCUGCACCGACAUCCUCCGUAUCUUCCACAUCGACUACGCCUGGAUUCUCGGCCGGUCGCGCUUCCUGCCCUAUGAGACGGUGAGUUACGCCAAAGAGCUGCUGAUCAACGAGGGGAUCGACCUUUUCAGGAUGAAGGCAACAGACCAGAGGGGCUGCAAGGACAACUAGGAACUGAUGGAGACUUUCUCUGCAGAGCCACGUCUUCGUAUGUUAUCAGCUGAAUCCUCACAACAAGCACAGCAUUAGAUUCAGGAAUCAUUUUAAAAUAUAUUUUUAUGUUUUGAUUCUGUAUUCGCUGCUGAGUGUGUAAACGACGGGUGAAGUGAACCUGUAUCUUAUAUUAUUUACCACAAUCAGUGAAACAAGCAAGUUCUUGACGGGGAAAAACUACUUUGGGAGGGUUCUGUGUAUAUUAAAGAUGCAUUCUUAAAGCA